CUCUGUGAAAAUGAAGACUGUGUUUGUAUCAUUCUUCACUCUGCUAAUUGUGUUUGUCUUCACAGUUACUGCCACAAAGCCAUCAAAAGGCUUAACCUGUGAGCAGGAAAUAACCUUAGCGAUGGCAUGCUUAGAUUAUGUAACCAAGAAAACUGAUUCCCCUUCAGCUGCUUGCUGCAAUGGGAUGAAAUCAAUCGUAUAUUCAUCAACUACAAAGGAAGAAAAACAAGCUACAUGUAACUGCCUAAGGGAAGCAGGCUCUCAUAUUCCUAACAUAGACAAAGACAGAGUCAAUAAUCUUUGCAAAGUCUGCAAAAUCACUAAUGACUUUGAUUGCCAAAUACUUGAUUAAGCUUGGAACGCUGCAUUAUGCUGGGAGUUUUCUAUUUCUGAACAGAAUAUAUAACAUUGUUUGUUCAACUUCUGUCAACAAACAAUUAUCUUGAAAUUAAUAAUUAAUAA
This is a messenger RNA of Vigna radiata var. radiata (mung bean), 462 nucleotides long. RefSeq names its product non-specific lipid-transfer protein A-like. Gene Ontology annotation, cellular component: membrane. Lineage: Eukaryota; Viridiplantae; Streptophyta; Magnoliopsida; Fabales; Fabaceae. The record is from RefSeq and is a predicted model, not a curated record. Gene Ontology annotation, molecular function: lipid binding. Gene Ontology annotation, biological process: lipid transport. Bases 11 to 352 code for a protein of 113 amino acids. The transcript has 2 exons.